Emericellopsis cladophorae is the source of this 1422-nucleotide messenger RNA. RefSeq lists its product as uncharacterized. Lineage: Eukaryota; Fungi; Ascomycota; Sordariomycetes; Hypocreales; Bionectriaceae. The transcript has 3 exons. The record is from RefSeq and is a predicted model, not a curated record. Bases 1 to 1422 code for a protein of 473 amino acids.
AUGGCACUUCGGGGCCUCCCAACACCCUUGCCGGGACUUGCCAUAUCUUCGCUUCUGCUUGCACGACCAGCGAUCGCCCACGACCACCAUGGCGGAAGCGAGAUACCAGAGGGACAGACGGUCUCCGUCGAGCCAUUGGAUACGACUCUGUGGAUACAUAUCUUCGUCAACAUGUUUGCCUACGGCGUCAUCUUUCCGAUAGGCAUGAUCACGAAAUCCCGGUGGCAUGUUCCUACGCAGAUUGUGGGCUCCAUGCUCGCCCUCCUCGGGUUCUUCCUCGGUCACGCGCACGGCGGUCGCGAGUUUGUCGGCAACAAUGUUCACGGCCUGUUCGCACACAUUCUGCAGAUCCUGCUCAUUGCCCAGGUCGUGCUGGGCUUGUACCUCAAGGGCCACUGGGAGAAGGGCAUCAAUGGUUUCAUUCGGAAGCUGAUCAGACCUUGCCAUUCGAUUAUAGGAAAAGCGAUGCCUGUGUUGAGUUGGACACAGAUGAUUUUUGGUGGCAUCACUGCGCUUGGGUUCUGCCAGGGUGAGUACACAGGCCAAUGCGCGGCACACUUUAUCAUGGGUAGCGCCUUUAUUGCCUAUGGCAUUCUCUUGACUAUUAUUCUCCUCGUAGGACAGGUGUGGAUGCGACAAACGGGGCGCUCGCAAGAGUUCUACGACAGCGCCGUGAUCGCCGCGUGGGGGUGCGUCAAUACCUUUACGGAGCAUCACUGGGGCACCGCCUGGGUGCGCAACGACUGGCAGCACACGUCAAUGGGCAUUAUUUGGUGGUGCGCUGGCCUGGCUGGGAUAUGGAUGAGCCGUGACCGCGAUGGCAAUCCAAAGCGCAACUUUAUCCCCGGCCUCGUCAUCGCCAUUACGGGAUGGGCCAUGUCCUCCCACCCGCAGGAGCUGAUGGUCAGCGAGGCGACGCACAAAAUGUUUGGGCACACGCUCAUGGCCGCGGGAUUGACGCGCAUCAUUGAGGUGGCGUUCAUCCUUGGUGACAAGCAGAGUCUCACCGAGGAUGGCAGGACGUGGAACUCGUUCCAGUUCUUGCCCAUCUUCCUGCUCUACACCGCCGGUUUCCUUUUCAUGGGUGCCACGGAGGAGCAGAUGCUGCUUGUUGCCGGCUCUGAUAUGGACCACGUGGCCUACAUCUUAAUUCUCUUCUCGCUGGCAUCCUUGGUCUUCUUGUUCGCCAAUAUGUUGGUGCAUAUGUAUGACAGGCUGGCGAACCCCACGUCCUCCAAGGAGAUGAAUGGAUACACAGGCGUCAACGGGAGACCCAUGGAAGAGGGUCGCAUCAGGGAUGCCGAAGAAUUUGAGCUCGAGGGGCUGACCAGCGACGGGGAGGCGGAUGACGAGGGCAGAGGCAUGUUGAGGAGGAGCCAGGAGGGUCACAGGUCACAGAUACAGGGUGUGCCGUUGCGAUAA